AUGGAUUGGACGUUACAAAAGGAACAACUACUAGAGAAGUAUAUUAUUGAUUAUUACCAAAAUUUAGAAGAUACUCGAUAUUUUUUCAAGAAUUUGGAUUGGAAUAGUAUUUAUAAUUUAGUGGGUAUUGAUGAUCAAGAUUUUUUACGAUUGAAGAUUGAUGAAAUUUAUGAUAAUUAUAUGACAUUGUUCCUUGGAGAGGAUUUCAAUACAAAUCAAUUGAUUCUGCAUUGGAAGUCUAAGAGAAAUCCCAUUUUCCAAGAAGUUGUUCAAUUAAUUGAAUCACUUGGUUUGGAAGAGUUCAAAUUUGAUCUUCCAACACAAGAAGAUACCGCACCAGAUCAACCACAAACCACACCCGAGUAUAAUCCAAUUCCAGAUUCUAUACAAAAAGUAAAAUCACCACCCGUUCCACAGCUAACCAAAACAGAAAGAAGGGCAUCACUCGAACUAAUGCAUCCUAGACCAACAUUUGGAAUACGUAAAGAAUUCAAAUUAUCAAAAGCUCCAAUUGCAGCAACUACCAACAUCAAUGUUAUGGCAAAGUCAGAGGCAAAGACACUGGUUAAAAACACUACAUCACCCACAGUAACAAAAACCAAGAAGAAGUUUUCCCUUAAACAACAAAAGUCUCAACCACAAGUUGGAUUGGAACAAGGAAUGAGUCGUCCAAAACAUAGGCGUACAUCAACUGUUGACGAACAAUUGCCAACAUAUAUUAGAGAUCAAUUGACUAAGCAUAGACCACGGCAGAAACUUACACCCAAACCAUCAAGACAUCAAAUACCAACUAUUCUGUCAAAUGAAUCAUCACUUAAAGGAAGUUAUAAAAAACCAUCAAGACUACAGAAUUUGGUAACAAAUUCACAGUUUUUAUAUGCACAUAACAAGGAUCUAUCCACUAGUACCAAAUCCAGUCCGACAAACACUUUUGAUAGUGAUCAACGAAUUCAAUUUUUCUCGGAUGAAUCAGAUAAUGAAGACAAUAAGGAGUAUAUUCUGCCUGAUCUGUUGACUAGAUAUAUUGGCAUGCAUGUCGAACAUGAAGACGAAGAAGAAGAUGAUGACGAAGAAGAAGAAGCUACAGAAAAUGAUAGCCAAGAGGAGGAAGAGGAAGAAGACCAUGACUUUGUGAAUGUUGGAGAAGAAGAUGACGAUGAUGAUUAUUUGUUCAAGAUAUGA
This is a messenger RNA of Candida tropicalis MYA-3404, 1182 nucleotides long. RefSeq lists its product as uncharacterized. The transcript has a single exon. NCBI's taxonomy places the organism in Eukaryota, Fungi, Ascomycota, Pichiomycetes, Serinales, Debaryomycetaceae. Bases 1 to 1182 code for a protein of 393 amino acids. The record is from RefSeq and is a predicted model, not a curated record.